Molecule: messenger RNA, 1547 nt
Organism: Ochotona princeps (American pika)
Lineage: Eukaryota; Metazoa; Chordata; Mammalia; Lagomorpha; Ochotonidae
Gene: BROX
Product: BRO1 domain and CAAX motif containing
Exons: 13
Coding region: 149-1384 (411 amino acids)
Source: RefSeq, a predicted model, not a curated record
UGUCCCGGCGCCGGCCUGGCUUCCUGUCUAGUUGAGUAGUCUCGGUUCACCGACUCCCUCCUUUCCUCGCUUGUGGACUACAGCACGACCUUUCCUUAGAAGCACUGCUGACAGACUCUGAGACAUCCUCCAAAAACAUCUGGAGAAGAUGACACACUGGUUUCAUAGGAACCCAUUAAAAGCCACAGCACCUGUGUCUUUUAACUACUACAGUGUAAUCACUGGCCCUCCUGCUUCAAAAAUCUGCAAUGAGCUGAGAUCAUCCAGAGCAAGACUCCUUGAACUGUUCACUGAUUUAAGCUGUAAUCCAGAAAUGAUGAAGAAUGCAGCAGAUUUGUAUUUCUCACUUUUACAAGGUUUCAUAAAUUCAUUGGAUGGAUCUACUCAAGAAAGCAAGUUACGAUAUAUUCAGAAUUUCAAGUGGACUGAUACAUUACAAGGACAGGUUCCCAGUGCCCAGCAAGAUGCUGUGUUUGAAUUGAUUUCCAUGGGGUUUAAUGUAGCUUUAUGGUAUACCAAGUAUGCUUCAAGACUGGCUGGAAAAGAAAACAUAACAGAAGAAGAAGCAAAAGAUGUCCACCGAAGCCUGAAGAUUGCGGCUGGGAUUUUUAAGCACUUAAAGGAAAGUCAACUGCCAAAACUUAUCACACCUGCAGAAAAGGGAAGGGAUUUAGAGGCUCGGCUCCUAGAUGCGUAUAUUAUCCAGUGUCAGGCUGAGGCUCAAGAAGUAACAAUUGCUCGGGCAAUUGAAUUAAAACACGCGCCUGGACUAAUUGCUGCUUUGGCAUAUGAAACAGCCAAUUUCUAUCAAAAAGCUGAUCAUACUUUAUCCAGUUUGGAGCCUGCAUACUCUGCUAAAUGGAGAAAAUAUCUUCACUUGAAAAUGUGUUUCUACACAGCUUAUGCUUACUGUUACCAUGGUCAGACUUUGUUGGCUAGUGACAAAUGUGGUGAAGCAAUCAGGUCUCUACAAGAAGCAGAAAAACUUUAUGCAAAAGCAGAAGCACUGUGCAAAGAAUAUGGAGAAACCAAAGGACCUGGACCAACAGUCAAACCAUCGGGACACUUGUUCUUCAGGAAGCUUGGAAACCUUGUGAAGAAUACACUUGAAAAAUGUCAGAGAGAAAAUGGGUUUAUUUAUUUUCAAAAAAUUCCAUCUGAAGCUCCGCAGCUGGAACUCAAAGCAAAUUAUGGUCUUGUAGAACCUGUACCUUUUGAAUUUCCUCCUACAAGUACUCAGUGGACACCAGAGACGUUGGCUGCCUUUGACCUCACCAAGAGACCCAAGGAUGACAGUGCCAAACCCAAGUCAGAAGACGAUGUGAAACCUGUGAAAGAGCCAGAUAUCAAACCUCAGAAGGACACUGGGUGCUCCCUAUCCUAACAGACUCUAGAGAUAAGAUAGACACCGAGCUAGCAUGAACCAUGGAAUUCCACUCAGUUUUCUUGAGAUGAUUUCUUUGGAGCUUGUAGAGUAAUUAUUCCACUCAGAAGGAACCAGCCUUCGGUUUAUAUGUUCUUGAUUUUGAAUACAGUGGAGAAGUUUC